Messenger RNA from Jaculus jaculus (lesser Egyptian jerboa), 2210 nucleotides. It is a transcript of the gene Camkk2, whose product is annotated as calcium/calmodulin dependent protein kinase kinase 2. Gene Ontology annotation, biological process: activation of protein kinase activity; CAMKK-AMPK signaling cascade; protein phosphorylation. The transcript has 17 exons. Bases 109 to 1863 code for a protein of 584 amino acids. Gene Ontology annotation, molecular function: ATP binding; protein kinase activity. The record is from RefSeq and is a predicted model, not a curated record. NCBI's taxonomy places the organism in Eukaryota, Metazoa, Chordata, Mammalia, Rodentia, Dipodidae.
CUGAGCCGAGCCGGGGGCGCCGAGCGAGCGCGGGAGGCGGCGGCGCGGAGCCCAGGUGGCUCUGCUGCCGAUGGAAGUGCCCUGGCUGAUGAAGUUGGCCCACACACCAUGUCAUCAUGCAUCUCUAGCCAACCCAGUAGUAACCAGGCUGCCCCCCAGCAUGAGCUGGGAAGUGUGGGCAGUAGCCAGAAGUCCUGCGAGGCCCUGCAGGGCCUCUCAUCCCUGAGCAUUCACUUGGGCAUGGAAUCCUUCAUCGUGGUCACUGAAUGUGAGCCAGGCCAGGCUGCAGACCUCAGCCUGGCCCAGGACCAGCCCCUGGAGGUUGAUGAUGCAGAGGUCCCCCUUGAUGUCCCUGAACUUCAGGCCCGGCGUUCCCUCUCAGGUCGCAAACUGUCCCUGCAAGAGCGGUCCCAGGGUGGGCGGGCAUCUAGCAGCAGCUUGGACAUGAAUGGACGCUGUAUCUAUCCAUCCCUGCCCUACUCACCCACCAGCUCCCCGCAGUCCUCACCACGGCUGCCUCGGAGACCUACAGUGGAGUCACACCACGUCUCUAUCACUGGUUUGCAGGACUGUGUGCAGUUGAACCAGUACACGCUGAAGGAUGAAAUUGGGAAGGGCUCCUAUGGUGUGGUCAAGUUGGCCUACAAUGAAAAUGACAAUACAUACUAUGCCAUGAAGGUGCUGUCCAAGAAGAAGCUGAUCCGGCAGGCUGGCUUCCCACGUCGCCCCCCGCCCCGAGGUACCCGCCCAGCUCCAGGGGGCUGCAUCCAGCCCAGGGGCCCCAUCGAGCAGGUGUACCAGGAGAUCGCCAUCCUCAAGAAGCUGGACCACCCCAACGUGGUGAAGCUGGUGGAGGUCCUGGAUGAUCCAAAUGAGGACCACCUGUACAUGGUGUUUGAACUGGUCAACCAAGGGCCUGUGAUGGAAGUGCCUACCCUCAAACCACUCUCUGAAGACCAGGCCCGUUUCUACUUCCAGGAUCUGAUCAAAGGCAUUGAGUAUUUACACUACCAGAAGAUCAUCCAUCGGGACAUCAAACCUUCUAACCUCCUGGUGGGAGAAGAUGGUCACAUCAAGAUCGCUGACUUUGGAGUGAGCAAUGAGUUCAAGGGCAGUGAUGCCCUCCUGUCUAACACCGUGGGCACACCUGCCUUCAUGGCACCAGAAUCACUCUCAGAGACCCGCAAGAUCUUCUCAGGGAAGGCCUUGGAUGUUUGGGCCAUGGGUGUGACGCUGUACUGCUUUGUCUUUGGCCAGUGCCCAUUCAUGGAUGAACGGAUCAUGUGCUUGCACAGUAAGAUCAAGAGUCAGGCCUUAGAAUUUCCAGACCAGCCUGACAUAGCUGAGGACUUGAAAGACCUUAUCACCCGAAUGUUGGACAAGAACCCAGAGUCGAGGAUUGUGGUGCCAGAAAUCAAGCUGCACCCCUGGGUAACGAGGCACGGGGCCGAGCCAUUGCCAUCGGAGGAUGAGAACUGCACGCUGGUCGAGGUGACCGAAGAGGAGGUCGAGAACUCGGUCAAACACAUUCCCAGCCUGGCGACCGUGAUCCUGGUGAAGACCAUGAUUCGCAAGCGCUCCUUUGGGAACCCCUUUGAGUGCAGCCGGCGGGAGGAGCGCUCCUUGUCAGCACCUGGAAAUCUGCUCAUCAAAAAAACAACCAGAGAGUGGGAGCCCCUGUCUGAGCCAAAGGAAGCAAGGCAGCGAAGACAGCCUCCGAGGCCCCGAGCCAGCCCCCGUGGGGGAGGAGGAAGUACUCUUGUGAAAGGUGGUCCCCAUGUGGAAAGUUGGGGAGCUCCAGCCCCCAGCUGCCCUGCACCCAUGCCUCCACUGCAGCCCGAGGAGGCAAUGGAGCCGGAGUAGCUGCCUGGACCACUCGACCUCACAUGCCUGGCUGUGUGGCGCCACACAGGGCUGCUGCACCCUGCGUUUCCAUAGUAGCAUGUCCUACGGAAACUGAGCACAUGUGUAGAGCCUUGACUGUCAUCUCUGGUUAUUUGUUUGUUUGUUUUUUUUUCUUUGUUGUUUUAAGGGGACACACACACACACACACACACACAAACCGACUCCAUGACGUCCACUUUGGCCGCUGGCUGGCCAGACCAGCGGGUGUUAAGGAGUUGCAGACCUGAACCCUUGUGCAUUUUGGGACAAUUGCUUUGUAAAAUGUUUUUAUGCCAAAAAUCCUUCAUUGUGAAUUCAGAACCAUG